UAUAGCGAAGAAUCUGAAUCAGGAAUGAAUACAGACAUUCCAGUUGUUGUCAUUAAGAAAUUGUACGAUAAGAAAUAAAAAUUUAAAUGAAAAAAAUAAACUUCUUGGUUGUUUCCUAAAAUAACAAUAAUGCUUUGAAUCUGACAGUCAAAAACCGAAUUCGUCAAAGCCACGUUUGUUGGCUAAAUUAGCAAAUUACUAAGAAAGACAUGCCAAAAGGAAUUUAAUAUUAGUUAGGAAUGUCACCAAACAAUAAGCAAGAUAGCCACAAUGAUCAAGUUACACCUCCACGUAGUCCAUCAAGCGGUAGAUCAUCCUAUAGGCGCUUGAAUGACGAAGAGCGCCAACGACAACAAGAUAUCGAUUCAGUAAUGCAGCUUUCGAGAGCUAGAGCUGGCUCUUAUAUACAGCAAACGCCUUCUUAUUCUAAGAGACCGCGGAAUGAGACACUACUAAAUGCAGAUCCUCAAGAGGAUGAUCCUGGCUUAUCUCCAAAUACAGAUAAACCACAAUUUUUAUUCCCAUUGUCGUCGGAUGAGGAAGCGCAGAUCGAAUUAGCAAAGCAUGGUGGUAGUUUGGACCUCGAUAAUCAAGAUUUGAAUGAAAAAUUAAGCCCACAUUCAUCCGAUGUCGCAAUCGAGCAACCCCAAAUACAUCCACCGCCGUUGUCUGCUCAACCCUCAACAGAGUUGUUAAGUGCAGGUACCAGGUUGAAGCCAAACAAAUUUGAUUUUGCUUUGCUUGAUGCCUAUGUUGCCGCAGAGUCAACUGGUCUCGAAUUUUCGGAAAAAGAUCACUCUGGACUAACUCCUCCUUCAACUCCAAAGCAGCCGGAUGAUAACAAGAAACAAUCAGCGCAUCAACGUCAUUUGGCUAUAUUUGAUUCUUCUGGUGCUCCACCUCCUACUUUUCCAUCUGGUUCUUCACCACCUCCACCUCCUCUACCAGCUCCUUCAAACGAUCCCUAUAAUACAACUCCUAGACCUCAUUUGCCUCCACGCGUACCAACAACCACUGAAAAGGAGUAUAGAUUUAGUUUCUACUCAAACGCUCUACCUGCAACCGUACAUGCCAGAUCACUUGGGGAGCUACCAUCAGUCGGUCAAACGUUUAGACAGUUAUUUGAGGGUAAACCACAAGCAUCGUCCGCUACAUUAAGUGAUCCAACUGAUAGCAAUGCACUUGAAUUGAAUAUGGGUGGAAACAACGGUAAUGAAGAAUCUUUAGAUGACCCGGAGGCAAAUACUUGGUGGUUAGAUGUACUUUCACCAACUGAUUCAGAGAUGAGAACCUUGAGUAAGGUAUUUGGUAUCCACCCUCUCACAACAGAAGAUAUUCAAAUGGAGGAAGCACGUGAGAAGAUUGAACUCUUCAGAAAUUACUAUUUAGUUUGUUUCAGAUCCUUUGAUCAAGAUCCACAUAGUCCAACCUACUUGGAACCUCUGAAUAUGUACAUAAUCGUUUUCAGGGAAGGUACCUUAUCUUUCCACUUUAGAGCAACGCCACAUCCACAUAAUGUUCGUCGAAGAAUAAAGCAGUUACGUGAUUAUAUCAAUGUCACCUCUGAUUGGAUAUCAUACGCUUUAAUCGAUGAUAUAACGGACGCUUUCGCUCCUUUAAUUCAAUCCAUAGAAUUUGAGGUAGACACAAUAGAUGAGCUAGUAUUGAUUCUCAAAGAAAAUGAACAAUCAGACAUGUUACGUAGGAUAGGAACUUGUCGCAAAAAGGUCAUGGGUUUACUUAGGUUAAUGGGAAACAAAGCAGAUGUCGUUAAAGGUUUAGCUAAACGUUGCAAUGAGAAUUGGACUGUGGCACCAAAAUCUGAUAUUGGUUUGUAUUUGAGCGAUAUUCAAGAUCACUUGAUUACCAUGACGCAGAACUUGAAUCAUUAUGAAAAGAUUUUGAGUAGAUCACACUCUAAUUAUCUUGCUCAAAUUAGUAUUGAAAUGACCGAGGCCAAUAACCAAAUUAACAAUGUAUUGUCCAAGUUAACAGCAUUAGGUACUGUUUUGGUCCCUAUCAAUAUUGUUUGUGGUUUAUGGGGAAUGAAUGUUAGCGUACCUGGUCAAAAUGCAGAGGGGCUUACUUGGUUCUUUUCAAUUCUCGGCAUACUCGUUGCAGUUUGUAUUGCAUGUGGUACUUUAACCUAUUGGCUCGCGCUCAAACCACCAAAACCGAAGCAUUAAUAGCUUAAAUGGAUUCUAUAGAACUUUGGCAUACUUAUUUAUUAAAUUUUAUGAUGCAUUUUUAAUAUUCACUA
Molecule: messenger RNA, 2260 nt
Organism: Wallemia mellicola CBS 633.66
Lineage: Eukaryota; Fungi; Basidiomycota; Wallemiomycetes; Wallemiales; Wallemiaceae
Product: cora-domain-containing protein
Exons: 2
Coding region: 240-2186 (648 amino acids)
Biological process (GO): intracellular magnesium ion homeostasis; magnesium ion transmembrane transport
Cellular component (GO): plasma membrane
Molecular function (GO): magnesium ion transmembrane transporter activity
Source: RefSeq, a predicted model, not a curated record